This is a messenger RNA of Chaetomium globosum CBS 148.51, 765 nucleotides long. RefSeq lists its product as uncharacterized. Lineage: Eukaryota; Fungi; Ascomycota; Sordariomycetes; Sordariales; Chaetomiaceae. The record is from RefSeq and is a predicted model, not a curated record. The transcript has a single exon. The coding region runs from base 1 to 765 and encodes 254 amino acids.
AUGUAUUUUCGAAGCGCCCACGUCGAGACUGACAUCUCGGAACUCCGGCGCUUCAUCCGCGAGAACCCGUUAGGAAUCCUUAUUACGACACUGCCCUCGCCCAACUACCCGACACUACAAUGCACCCACAUUCCAUGGGUGCUUGACGUGCUCGACGAAGACAGCAACACGGAACUGGGCACGCUACGGGGCCAUCUAGCGAAGCAGAACCCUCACUGCAAGGCCAUGCAGGAGGCUGUCGAGCGUGAGUCGGGCACGGUUGCGAAUGGCACACUCCAACAAGAGGUGCUAGUGGUCUUUACCGGGCCCGUCCAGUCUUAUGUCACGACCAAGUUCUACACCGAAACCAAGCCAACAACCGGCAAGGUAGCUCCGACAUGGAACUACUCUGCCGUACAGGUCUACGGGCGGGCGACCGUCUUCUUCGACACCAAGGCCGAGUCCACGGCCGCCUUUCUUGACAAACAGCUUGUCGACUUGUCUGAGCAUACCGAGCGCAACAUCAUGGGCUAUACCGGCGUCGACGGGCGCCCGGCACCGUGGGAGAUUACUGACGCGCCCAGCUCUUUUAUCAACAUUCUCAAAAAGGCCAUUACCGGCGUCGAGAUCACCAUCGACCGACUUGAAGGAAAGCACAAGAUGAGCCAAGAAUUGAGCGUGGGGGACCGUGAAGGUGUUAUUCAGGGGUUUGAGGCUCUCGGGACAGACGACGGCCGCCGAAUGGCUGCGGCUGUACGGGAGAGAAGCGCUAUGAAAGAUGCCUAG